AUAUAUUUCAGCCAAUUAGAACAACUUUUGUAAUGCCCCCGUUCCGGGGUGGAGGUGGUCCGGACGCUUCGCUUCGAAGCUGUCCAGAUCCUCUCGCCAGCGUUCAGUCCCAGGUUCUCAAAGCCCCACGAAACUCCGACCAUGCUCAUCAAGACCUCUCAUCGAGAUGUUCCAACCGCAGCGAACGGCAGUAAAGGGACCAUGCGGAUCUACGUCAUCGAGCCAAACGUCCCAGAGUAUCCGGAAGCCAAGUUCCCAGGCGUAGUGGUCUUCAGCGAGAUAUAUCAAGUAACUGGGCCUGUCGAACGCUUCGCCAGCAAUAUCGCUUCGGAAGGGUGGAUCGUCGCUCUGCCCUCUAGCUUUCACGAGUUCGAAGGGCCGGAAGCUAUCCCUUAUGAUACGGAAGGAACAGACAGAGGAAACAAGUACAAGGUUGAAAAGACGGUCGAAGCUUACGACGAGGACGCGACACUAUCCGUGGACCUGCUCUGCAACUUAUCAAACUGCACUGGGCGGAUAGCAGCUACGGGCAUGUGUCUCGGGGGUCACCUGGCAUUGAGAUGUGCAUUCGAUCCCAGAGUACUGGCUUCAUUCUGCUACUUUGCUACCGAUGUUCACUCCUCAACUUUAGGUAAAGGCAAAUCAGAUGACUCGCUUCAGCGGAUCGAACAAGGACACCUCAAAGGCGAAAUCUCCAUGGUAUUUGGCAAACAAGAUACGCACGUGGAUCGUGAAGGCAGAUCCCUAAUCAGAAACACAAUGGACGAUGCAGGGGUGAUCCUGAACUUUAUCGAAGUUCAAGCUCAGCACGCUUUCAUCCGGGACGAAUCGAGCAAGGGCAGAUGGGACGCAGCUUUAUCGAGGAGUCUGUUCGGAAUGAUGAUGGAGACGUUCAAUCGAGUCGUUGCGAGAGAUUUGGGUCCGAGAGCUUCUUCAGGGGCAAAGGUGGAACACGUCUGCUGAGGCAGAAGAAGAAUCUUUCAUGAUGUAGAUAGAUGCAGCUCAUUAAGGUCGUCAGGUCUUGAUGUCAUAUGAUAUCGUAUCACCCCCUGUUCGCAUCACUUGCGAGCUCUCAGUCUGCCAUUCUCUCUGGACCACAAUUGCUCGACCUCCGCCUUCUCCUUGACCAGUAGCUCG
Molecule: messenger RNA, 1137 nt
Organism: Kockovaella imperatae
Lineage: Eukaryota; Fungi; Basidiomycota; Tremellomycetes; Tremellales; Cuniculitremaceae
Product: putative carboxymethylenebutenolidase
Exons: 9
Coding region: 142-963 (273 amino acids)
Molecular function (GO): hydrolase activity
Source: RefSeq, a predicted model, not a curated record